CCUCGCCGCGCCCCGUCCGCGGGCGCCUGCGCAUUGGCCCGGAACCAAGAUGGCGGCGCCCAGAGGAGCCUUCUGGACCGCCCUGCUCCUGGCGGCCGAGACGCUGACGUUGGCGGCCGCUGUGUCCGAGCCCACUACCGUGCCGUUUGACGUGAGGCCCGGAGGCGUCGUACAUUCCUUCUCCCAGGACGUAGGACCCGGGGGCAAGUUUACAUGCACAUUCACAUACGCUUCCCAAGGAGGGACCAACGAGCAAUGGCAGAUGAGCCUGGGGAGCAGCGAAGACAGUCAACACUUCACUUGUACCGUCUGGAGGCCCCAGGGGAAGUCCUACCUCUACUUCACACAGUUCAAGGCCGAGGUGCGGGGUGCUGAGAUCGAGUACGCCAUGGCCUAUUCCAAAGCUGCGUUUGAGAGAGAGAGCGAUGUCCCCCUUAAAAAUGAGGAAUUUGAAGUGACCAAGACAGCAGUGUCUCAUAGGCCUGGGGCCUUCAAGUCUGAGCUCUCCAAGUUGGUGAUCGUAGCCAAGGCAGCACGCUCGGAGCUGUGACUCUGACCUGUCCUGGGCUGUGACGUCCUCGGCUCAUGGCCGCAGCUACUUGUCUGGGACACUGGUUCCCCCGGGAGCUGGUGUUGCCUGUUUACAGCUCACACUGAGGCACUCUGCCGAACUCUGAGCCCUGUCGCCCGUCUCACCAGGGAAGGCAUGGGACAUGUGGGUGGGACCUAGGGCCUCCUGGCUUUCCUGAAGUCAGGCGUGGUCUCUCCUCGGAGCCACAGAUGAGCAUCCCAUCCCCGGGACUGUUUCUUACCCCACCCAUGGCACCUCCGUUCAAAAGGAAGAGACGGAACAAAUAAAGAAAGAAAUAGCCACCCCA
Onychomys torridus (southern grasshopper mouse) is the source of this 878-nucleotide messenger RNA. RefSeq names its product myeloid derived growth factor (gene Mydgf). Bases 50 to 550 code for a protein of 166 amino acids. Gene Ontology annotation, biological process: positive regulation of endothelial cell proliferation; positive regulation of angiogenesis. The record is from RefSeq and is a predicted model, not a curated record. NCBI's taxonomy places the organism in Eukaryota, Metazoa, Chordata, Mammalia, Rodentia, Cricetidae. The transcript is spliced from 6 exons.